CACACCUGGAGUACGUCAACAGCUCCGACCUGGACCAGGUGCACUUACAGAAGAUGAUCAGCUACCUCAAAAAAAACCACCUAGUUCGAUCACUCCCUGGCAUCAGACGCCUGGUCAUACAUCCGCUGAUCGUCUACCACUCCAUAGUGUCUUCCGACAGGGAUAGACAACUCCUGCCAGAGCGCUGGCUGGAUAACACCCGUAACCGGUACAUCCACUUCCUUGGUCGUGUGCUCAUGAGUAUUGAAGCCAACAUGCACGCACAUGGCAGGAAAGGCCUGGUAUUUGCUGGCCUCAUUCAGGAGUGGCCAAAUGUUCAGUACGUGUUCCAGAUGGCACUGCACUGCAACAGAAAUACAUAUGGGAACUUUGUGAAGGUGGCGAUCACUGCCUCCAACUAUAUCCUGAAGAUUUUCCCAAGAGAAGCCGAGUCAUUCUACUGGAGUCUGUACAACAGCGCUAAGGAUUACGGGACUCCAGUAGAGUUUGCGGUGAUGGAGGCUUUUCUGGGGCAGGCUAUCGCUGAAGGGACAGGCAAGGACUGGGGUCGAGCAAUCCAGUAUUUGUCAUCUGCCAUUGAACAUUUGUCCAGAUUUGGCAACUCAUAUUUUCUCGGAUGGGCUAUCAUUAGAAAGGCCAUCAUUCAUCACAGACAGGGGAAGUAUCAGGAGUCUUUAGAAUAUUUCUGUCAUCUCAACCUGCCAGAUAUUUCUCUCGUCUCAAACUGCCAGAUAUUUUUGUCAUCUCAACCUGCCAGAUAUUUCUGUUAUCUCAGCCUGCCAGAUAUUUUUGUCGCAAUAGGGAAGCUCGAAGGCGUUUUGGACGCAAUUCUGGACUUGAUACAAAACUGCUUUGAGAAUCACCCAGACAUCGCCACUCUCCUCAACCUUAUUGGUCUCACAGAACAGAGAGGCAACAGGGACACACAGCGGGCACUGAUGUGGUACAAACUGUCGUACAAUGAGCGGAUGUACUGGGCCAAGGCAUGUCCUGAGUCACUUCUGGCAGUGCUCAACAACAUUGGCAUGAUUUACUUCUAUCAAGGAGAUUCUGAGGAAUGCAUGAAGUACCUGGAGAAAGCCCUGGCCAUCCGUCGAGAAUGUGGCUGGACGCACUACAACACAGGACUUACCCUGGUCCAUGUCGCGGAGAUCAACAUGAAAGUAGGUCAUUUGGUUGAAGCCUUUAAGUUAUUGCUGGAAGCGGAGAGGAUUUUUGCUGCUACAGUCAAAGACCAUGAUAUGAGACUGCGUGUGAACUUUGACCUGGCUCACAUACGAGUCCUUAUCAGACAGGCUCUAGAGCCAAGAGAUGCGGCCAGAGAGUUCUCCAGGAGGAUGCAGUCACAAGAAAGCUAUGGGCAGGAUGAACGACCAGCAGAAGGAUCAAGCUCCCAGGAGAGAGAUGUAGAGCUGAAGGGAUUACUACUGAUGCCUGCAGUAGGACAGGACAGAGAAAAACAUCCUGGGACACCAGUGGUGAUUCUGUAA
Candidula unifasciata is the source of this 1490-nucleotide messenger RNA. Lineage: Eukaryota; Metazoa; Mollusca; Gastropoda; Stylommatophora; Geomitridae. The record is from the annotation of a GenBank genome assembly.